GUUUGAAGUGAAUAAAUAACACGGAUGUAAAUGUCAACGGACUACAAGAACCGACGGUGCCCCCGAACGGAGGCAGGGGAGCGUAAACACAACUCCAGGAACAUGAAAAGAUCGGGUGACAGUGAGGGGGAGAAGAGAAGAAAGAAGAGGAAGUUACUGCAGGAGUUGGGAGACCAAAAGAUCCCCUUUUUAGGACCUUCUGAUCAGGGCUUUCAGAAACUGUGGGAUUCCAGCUACUCCGGUCUGGUUUUGAGAAGAUCCUGCUCUCUUCCCACUGAGCUCCACUGUAGAGUCCAGGGUGCUCUCCUCACCCUGAGAAAGAAAGGCUGCCUCUUAAGGGAUCUGGUCCGUGUCCGAGACCGGGACGUCUUCACCUCUGUGUCGCGAGCCCUCUUGGGCGAGCCGGGUCACACAUACAGCUACCUGGACACCAGGCUCUUCGCCAUCCCCUGGCACAGCGAGGACACUGAGAAUAAAGGACAGAACUGCUGCGACGCUGAUCUGAGAGCGGCCUGUAAGGCCUUGUGGGAGCUCAACACCUUCUUCUGUUCGGAUGUGAGCGAGCUGAAAGAAGGAGACAGGCUGACGCAAUGUGCAAAGGCGAAGACGGCAACGCCGGUGGAGGCCAAGGUGAGUGAGGAGGCUGAGACAGAGUCCAGAAAUAGCGAAGACUCCAAGAACAGCGAAGGAGGGGAGUCGGAGUCCAGGCAGAGCGAGGAGGGGGACACGGAGUCCAAGCACAGCGAGGAAUGGGAUGUGGAGUCCAAACACAGCGAAGAAGGUUGCUCCGGGUCGAAAAGGGAAGGCCAGUGGGAGACGGGGUCCAGACACAGCAGCGAGGAGGGAGAAUCCUCACGGAGCAAAGAAGGGGGUCUGGAAGGAACAUGUCCCACCUGGGCACCCAAGAGUGUACCGCCGAUAGAGGUCCCUGUGGCACACCUCAAGCACAGUCUGUCGGGUUACCACAUUGAGGACAAGGAGGAGGAGCAAGUGGGCUGCUCUGAGCCCAGUCCUCCUCAGGUAUGCACGGCAUCGGCCAAUUUCAAUGUCACCUUACUCAAUUAUAUGGACCCGGCAUCCAUGAGCCAGCUCAAAGAGGAGCCCUACUAUGGCAUGGGGAAAAUGGCCGUGGGGUGGCACCACGAUGAAAACCUGAUCAGUCGCUCGCCCGUGGCUGUCUACAGCUACAGCUGCCAUGACGACAAAGGCGGGAGCAGCGAAGGCGGCGGAGGCGACAAGGCGAGCUGGAGGAUCGGUCUGAAGGUAGCCUGGGACAUCCACACACCUGGGCUGACGCUGCCCCUGGAGUCUGGAGACUGCUAUUAUUUGAGAGAUGACCUGAACAGCACCCAUCAGCACUGCGUCCUGGCGGGAGACGCCCCACGCUUUAGCUCCACACACAGAGUGGCCGAGUGUUCCACUGGGACUCUGACCUAUAUCCAGUCUCGGUGCCGAGAGGCCCUGUCCAACCUGCACACAGACCCGGAGACCGGCUCCCACAGCCUGGUGACCUUGCGGCCGGCCACCCUGCAGCACUGUGAGGAGAUUCACAAUGAGGUAGAGUUCGAGUGGCUGCGACAGUACUGGUUUCAGGGCCAACGCUACACGCGCUUCUGCAGCUGGUGGAGCAAACCCAUGGAUGAGAUGGAGAAGGACUGGAAGCUCAUGGAGACCAUGACUAUGCUGUUCUUGGCGAAAGUGGAGGAGGAAGGACAGAGCGGGGAUGGCAGGAGAGACAUGGCAGAGACUCUACUGGCCGCUUUGAUAGACAGACACCAGCAAAGACAGACAUGGAGAGACAGGUGCCACUCCAGCCUGGCCCAGACGUUGCCCCCCGAGGAGGCCCCGGUGGACCGGCCCUUCUGGGGCGUGGACGACCCCGACAUGCCGCUGCCCUUUGAUCUGGCUGACAUCAUCAACAGAGUGGAGUCGCUGCUGUGGAGGAUGUAGAGGACACCCAUAUGAAGGACGACAAAGAAACACACCAGCUUUUCCGAACGACCCCGACGAGCGCCGACGGGGGACGCAUUGCCGACGACAAAUCCGAGAAGAAUUUUUUGAUCGCUUCAUCUCUCCAUCUCGACAGAUCGGCCACAAUAUAACACCCCCCGAUAGCGCUUUAGUGACACGCUAACAACGCCAGCUUAGCAUCGAGCUACCAGUGUAAGCACAUUUCAGUGUGUAGCUAUUUAUUACCGUUAUCAUUAAUCUCAUAUAACCUAGCUUUGAUCUCGUCAGUAUCCACACUAUAUGCUUUCGAUACGUCGUCACAGUGUUAUAGCAAAAUCUGUGUAGAGCGACUCCUGUUUGUUUCCGAGACUGACCAAAGAAGGAAUCCAGCGAAGAAGUUGGGAAUGUAAUGGGGAAGUUCGGACCACUGAAAAGUGAAUUUCAGUCGGACUCAGACCAAAGAAGGAAUCCAGUAUUUCCACUGGUGAGAACAAGCCUGCAAGACAACCGGUUGUUUUUGGAGAUCCGCCAUCACUAGCCACGUUUACAUGAGUUUUUCUCUUUCCGAAUGGAAUUUUUCCGAAUUACCUUUCCGAAAACAAUGGUAUACAUGGAAAGGAACAUUCCAAUCGGCGCUAUAAUCAACCAGAAUAGUCAAUGAGGCAUGCGCAGUAAAACGUAAACACCAACAUCCCGUGAUAUCGACUUCCUCGAGUUUUUCUUUCACUUGUUGGAAUUCCGAAUUGCCAGUUUUUCGUUCAAAAAUAAAGUUCAAUCUUGCUAAUAUUUUAUAAUUAAGCUCGGCACAUGUUUUAUAUAGAUAUAUAUUUUCUUUUUUUAAUAAAACUGGACUUGUGAAUGGUGUAUAGUGGCGGUAAUGCACACGAAAGCUGUUUGCCAACCACCAAUAAACAACAGAAGAAGAAAAACACCACGAAGAAGAACGCACCCUGACAACUUUCCGAUUGAGCGGUUACAAGAGACUUCAAUCGGAUUGCGGAAAAAAAAUAUUCCACCCCGGGAAUCCGAUUCUAUAUUCAUUCGGAUUGGCACUUUUCUUUCGGAAUGAGGUGUAUACAAAGGUUACAUUCUUUCCGUUUGCGCAAAUAACCCGAAUGGAAUUGGAAUAUUUAGGUCCAUGUAAACGUGGCUACUAUUUGCUCUGAAGCGAAUACUUUAACGAUUUUGGGUGACAUCUCGUUAUGUUCUGGUCAGCACUCUACCGGUCACAACUGUCAUAUCUUUAACAUUUUCUUAAGGUCAAAGCAAGAUUUCUAAUAAUUUUCAAUGACAUCAGUCUCACCCAACUAUUGAUUCUGAAUAGGAUUUAACACCCAACCGCCAGGAAAACUAAAUAAAUCUAAUAGCUGCAUGAAUUCUAGUCAGAACUCAACCUUAAACCUUCGUAUUAGAGUCUAAAGCACAAAGAACUGUCAUGAUUUUGUCGACUAUUACUAUUGAUUUUGAAUAGAAUCUAACCCACAGAAACCAAAACCUGAAGGCAGAGUUAAAUAAGGGCAGCUCCUCUCCUCCACGUAUGAUUUCUUUAUCGAUAAUCAUAAAAUAGAGAUGUUGUCAUUUUAAACUAAAAAAAAUCCUGAUUGCACUCCUGUUUUGAUUUGUUUUUUUUCUGAAGUUUUUAUGUUUCUGCUGUUGCUGCCAAACUUCUUCUUCUCGCUUCCUCUUUCGCUGUUGUUGUCACAGAGUUUUGUUUGUAGAUUGGCACUUAGCGCAUCACUGUGUGCUGUCCCUUCCUUCGCCACAGCUUUGUCCGGAAUGGCAGAAAAUAAACUUAAACAGUGUUUUAUCCCA
Molecule: messenger RNA, 3762 nt
Organism: Doryrhamphus excisus (bluestripe pipefish)
Lineage: Eukaryota; Metazoa; Chordata; Actinopteri; Syngnathiformes; Syngnathidae
Gene: fto
Product: FTO alpha-ketoglutarate dependent dioxygenase
Biological process (GO): DNA alkylation repair; RNA repair; regulation of multicellular organism growth
Molecular function (GO): ferrous iron binding; mRNA N6-methyladenosine dioxygenase activity; broad specificity oxidative DNA demethylase activity
Source: RefSeq, a predicted model, not a curated record